Molecule: messenger RNA, 567 nt
Organism: Saprolegnia parasitica CBS 223.65
Lineage: Eukaryota; Oomycota; Saprolegniomycetes; Saprolegniales; Saprolegniaceae
Exons: 4
Coding region: 1-567 (188 amino acids)
Cellular component (GO): Golgi apparatus
Source: RefSeq, a predicted model, not a curated record
AUGAGCACGAGCAAGAAGGACGAGACGAUCGCGGCGCCGCUCGCGCCCAUGAACAGCAUGGCCAUGAUGAAGGCCAAGAUGAAGGACGUCAUGAACCUGCGCAACCUCCGUGGCGUCGUGAGCUUCUUCGGCCUCGGCGAGCCCAAGCCGUUCGAGGUCCCGGCCAAGGAGAUCGCGCUCUCGCGCCUGCGGAAGAACAUGCUCUACUUCGCCACCAACUACAUGCUUGUUGUCGCCUGCGUCGGCUUUCUCUCCAUCUUGAUGAACCCGUUCUUCCUCUUCAUCCUCAUGUGCAUUGCCGCGGGCUGGUACUACGUGGCGCAGAUCACGGCCAACGAGACGGAAGAGAACCCGUUCAAGGUUGGCGGUCGGCCCGUGAACGCGUCGCAGCGCAACGUGGGCAUGCUCGCUGUGACCGGCGUCCUCGUCGUGUACUUUGGCGGCUCGGUCCUAUUUAGCAUCUUCUCCGUGAGCACGUUCCUCGCCAUUGCCCACGCCUUCUUGCGCAACUCCAACAUCCCCGAAGAAGAGGACGACUUGGGCUUUGACGUCGCGGCCGAAGUCUAG